Messenger RNA from Spodoptera frugiperda (fall armyworm), 11023 nucleotides. It is a transcript of the gene Eph, whose product is annotated as ephrin type-B receptor 1-B. Gene Ontology annotation, molecular function: transmembrane-ephrin receptor activity; ATP binding; protein binding. The transcript has a single exon. The record is from RefSeq and is a predicted model, not a curated record. Lineage: Eukaryota; Metazoa; Arthropoda; Insecta; Lepidoptera; Noctuidae. Gene Ontology annotation, biological process: cell surface receptor protein tyrosine kinase signaling pathway; protein phosphorylation; axon guidance. The coding region runs from base 397 to 3435 and encodes 1012 amino acids. Gene Ontology annotation, cellular component: plasma membrane; neuron projection.
GUUGUUAUUUUUCGGGUACGGCAACACACAAAACUGCUGCGCGUCCAUGUCAAGUGAGUGGUCUCAUCUGUGUAAUACGAGAUCAAUAUAAAUUAAAAAUGCGGAAUCCUCACAUAAAAGAAUGUUAUUUGUGUUUAAUUCUCGCGUAAUAUAUGAACUACAGACAUUGUGCUAAUCUUUGUCACCAUUGUAACAGUGAAAUUGUGAUUGCUCUCAGACUACUUUGAAUACAUAGCAGCAAAGAGAAAAUGACUGAGCCAUCCUUUAUCUACAAAGUGAAGUGUUGAACCUAAUGUGAAAACUGUAGUGUACAUUAUGUAGAAAGAAGUUAAAAUUAGGAUUGGACAGUGUCGUAUCAGCGUUGUUUGGGCGUAACUGUGUUAUUAUGCGGAAAAGAUGAUGUGGUCGUUUGUGGUGGCGGCGGCCGCGGUGGUGACGGCGCUGAAUGUGCGAGCCGAGCAGGUGCUGCUUCUCGAUACCACCACCGAAGCGACCCUCGGCUGGACGCGCUUCCCUUACGGCGCUCAAGCGAGCACCCCCGGCUGGCUCGAGGAGUCCUACACUAACUUCGAGAAACAGAUCAACUGGCGAUCGUACGUGGUAUGUGACGUCGCGCAUCACAAUGUCAAUAACUGGCUCUGGACGCCAUUCAUCGAACGCAGGAAUGCUAAUCGUAUUUAUAUUGAAAUCAAAUUCACCAUAAGAGAUUGCUCAUUGUUCCCUGGUAAUGCACUGAGCUGCAAAGAGACUUUUAGUUUGCUGUAUUACGAGUUCGACGUCGCCACGCGAGAGCAGCCUCCCUGGGAGCCAGAGAGCUACAAGCUGGUAGGAAGAAUAGCUGCAGGUGAGGGUCGCUUCAAUACUAAUUCUGAAGUUGAUAUCAACACCGAGGUCAAAAGCAUUGCAGUCACUAAAAGGGGCGUCUACUUCGCCUUCAGAGACCAGGGUGCAUGUAUAUCAAUAUUGGCAGUGAAAGUCUACUACAUCACUUGUCCAGAAGUUACAGUUAACUUUGCAAGGUUCCCAGCCACACCAACAGGUCGAGAGGUUACAGUCAUUGAACAGGCAAAUGGUACUUGUGUGGAGAAUGCAGAGACAGCACCAGGUGAGGUUCCUCCAGUUUAUUUAUGCAAAGGUGAUGGCAAGUGGACUUUGCCUAGUGGCUCAUGCAAAUGCCGUGCUGGGUUUGAACCUGAUCUAAACAACCAAGUAUGCAAUGAAUGUGCACCAGGAAAAUUUAAAUCUCACACUGGUGAUGAUCCCUGCAUUACUUGCCCAGAUUAUUCUGAAUCUACUGCUUAUGCCGCUGCUGAGUGUAAAUGUGUACCAGGUUUUUAUAGAGCUAAAAAGGACCCAAAAAAUGUACCAUGCACACAGCCACCUUCAGCACCAGUCAAUCUCACUGUCACAUUUGCUGACCAGUUUUCUAUUUCACUAGCUUGGCAACCUCCACAUAAAACAGGAGGUCGUAAUGAUAUAACUUACAGAGUAUACUGUUCCAACUGUGGGCCCAACAUUGAGUACAGGCCAGCUGCAACUGGCCUAAACAACACCAGAGUUACUGUAAUGGGAUUGGACCCAGUUACUGAGUAUAAAUUCCAAGUCUAUGCUGAAAAUGGGGUGACUGAGCAAACCGGUGAAGAACCUAAGAAAGUUGAAAUAACUGCAGUAACAGAAGCCUCAGUUGUUAGUGUUGUCUCUAAAUUACGCAUCCUGAGUGUAGAAAGUGACAAACUGUCUUUAGCAUGGAACCCACCACCCAUUGAUCUCACUGAUCCUGACGAUACAAUAGAAAGCUAUGAAGUAAAAUGUUUCCCUAAGGAUAAUAUGGAAAAGAGUGCCAAUGCCACCCUAAAAAUCUCUAAAGAACCUCAUGUCAUAAUAACUGGUUUGAAAAGAGAUACUGAGUAUGGUAUUAGAGUAAGAGCAAAAAUGAAGCGUGGUUGGGGUGAGUUCAGUGGUAUAGUCUAUGCACGCACUGGAUCUGUGCUGGAAACAACAUUCGUAGGUGAAGAGGAGGGAGCGCAGGUGCGAUUAGUGGCGGGUGUAAUGGUCGCGGUUGUUGUACUGUCGGUAGUUGCGAUUAUUGCUACUGUACUAUUUCUACGUUCACGAACAGAUGACGAAUGUGACAAAAAGCAACCCAGUGACUGUAAUGCACUUAACUAUCGAAAUGGAGAAGUGUACACCGGACCCGAACGUCCUGCCAAGACUAGCAGUAACGCCACAACACCAUUGUUUGCUGGGACUGGCUCCAGGACUUAUAUUGACCCCCACACUUAUGAAGAUCCUAAUCAGGCAGUCAGGGAAUUUGCACGCGAAAUUGACGCUUCUUGUAUUACAAUAGAAGCAAUUAUUGGCGGCGGCGAAUUUGGAGAUGUUUGCCGAGGUAAACUUAAAUUACCAGCGAGUUGUGGUCAAGAGAUCGACGUUGCCAUUAAGACCCUAAAACCGGGCUCCACAGAACGCGCGCGGCGUGAUUUUCUCGCUGAAGCGUCAAUAAUGGGACAAUUCGAACAUCCAAAUGUUAUUUUCUUACAAGGCGUAGUCACUAAAUGUAAUCCCAUCAUGAUCAUAACAGAGUUUAUGGAGAAUGGCUCUUUAGACACAUUUUUGAGAGCGAAUGAUGGCAAAUUCCGUGUUGUUCAAUUAGUUGGAAUGCUACGUGGCAUCGCGACAGGUAUGCAGUACCUUUCAGAAAUGAAUUAUAUUCAUCGUGAUCUGGCUGCUCGUAACGUGCUUGUAAAUUCUCAACUCGUGUGUAAAAUCGCUGACUUCGGAUUGUCACGAGAAAUUGAGUCGACUGCAGAUGGCGCAUAUACAACGCGUGGCGGAAAAAUCCCCGUGCGAUGGACUGCCCCAGAGGCCAUUGCUUUCAGAAAGUUCACCUCAGCUAGUGACGUAUGGUCUAUGGGCAUAGUGUGCUGGGAAGUUAUGAGCUUUGGUGAACGACCUUAUUGGAACUGGAGUAACCAAGAUGUAAUUAAGUCUAUAGAGAAAGGAUACAGACUUCCCGCUCCAAUGGACUGUCCAGAAGCAGUUUACCAGUUGAUGCUCGACUGUUGGCAGAAAGAGCGUACCCACCGUCCGUCAUUCGCGAGCAUAGUGAAAACUUUAGAUAAGCUGAUCCGCUGUCCUGAUACCUUGAGAAAAAUAGCACAGAAUCGCUCUGCGGAUCCACUAGCGGGUGAUACUCCUGAUAUGAUCCAGUUCUCAUCAGUAGAGGAAUGGUUAGAAUGCAUCAAGAUGUCGCGUUAUAUUGAAAAGUUCCGCGCGGCGGGCAUCCUGGACAUGGAUGCCGUGGUAGACCUGACAGUGCACCAGUUGGCCUCGCUCGGCGUCACGCUCGUCGGCCACCAGAAGAAGAUAAUGAACAGCGUGCAGAGCAUGCGCGCCCAAAUCCGUGGUAGUGGCCCGUAUGGGUUCCUGGUGUAAGUGACAUUGUGCUAGUGUGCGGCUGAUGCCCCGCGUUUGAGUGGAUUUGAUCUCGAAGUGCAACAACAUGCAACAGUGAUCUUAAGUAUAAAAUGAUGCAUUUUGUAUAUUUUUCUAAAAAACUGCCAUAGAGUUUAGUUAUAGGGGUAAAAGGACUUCUUUUCAUAGUGAUGUUAAGGAAAUUAUCUAUGACAGUAUAUUAUGCAGCUGUUUAUAUUUCUUUAUAUUGUUUUUUUUAUUAAACUGUUGUAUUUUUUAGUUAUAAUGCUUGAGUGACAGCUAUUGACUUGCCGGCCUAAUUUAAAGAAACUGACACUUGAGACAGCUUUAUGAAUACCAGUAUAAAAUAUAGUUACUUAUAUACAACGAAAUUAAAAUUUUUGCUUAUUUGUCGAAAACUGAUUUAUCUAUAUCCCACUGGGGUAUUAAUUAGAUAUGAAAAAAUUAAAGAGAAGUUAUAAAGAAUGGUGAUAAAUAAUAAUUUUAGUUAAUUACUAGCUGACAGACAUGACAACAUUACUUGUUUAGACUGAUGUUUGUUUACUUUAUUAUAUUUUAAAUAUUUUUUGUACUUAUACAAUUUGAUACAUUCUCUAUGUGCUUACGAAGCUUAUUUUAAUAAGUUUCUUUACACCAUCAUAGUCAGAAAAGUCAAGGAUUUUUGUAAUUUUAAGAUAUAUCGAAAUUGUAGUUAGCCAAUUUUUCUGUACUCUUUUCGAGGAAUAUUAUCUGUAUAUUCAUGAGAUUUUUAAUGAAAAAAAAGUAUAGAUGUGCUUUAGAGUGUGUUUCAUGUUUUGUUUGAUAGUAUUAACAUUGAGAAUACUUGUGAUGAUAAUUGUGAGCUGUGGGAGUGUGGGUGAGGAGACAUCAAUGUUGAUACUAUUUGUAAUGUACUCGAAGCUUGUUUAUGCUGAACCUCAAAAAUGUGAUUGAACUGAUGUACUUAACUAAUUUAGAAUGCCACAAAAUGCAUUUAAGUUCGUUAAUAUUUACUUAAUCCGUAAUUACAUCGCAUGUACAUAAGGCUGAAUAAUUUAGUGUUAAAUUGCUUUAAAUGUAACUGAAAAUUAUAUAAAUUUUAUAUUUAAUUUUGUGAAUUUCUGUUUGGUGUGGUGUGGGCACAGGAGUUUACUGCUGCAAUGUGUUCAGCACACCUGUCUGUUGUAUGUGGAACACAAUGCUGCAGUGAGCAGCCAGUCGUCCGCGCCCAGCCUUACACUGCCUGUAAAUGUCAACAAUUCUAGUAUUAAUUUUGUUUACUGAACAAACCUGUUCAUAUUAUUGUACCUAUUGAGAAAUGCCAAUAUAGUUUUAAGUGCUUGCUUCCCCGCUUGUGAUGUUACAAAGCGAAUGUAUAAAUGUUUGAACGCUUCGCGUCUUUCACAUGAGCUGAGCGGUUAUCUGAGCGACAGACGCACCACCUACCGUCUGCACCACGAACUAUAUUAUCAGUGAUUUUAUAUUUAGUUUAUAAUCAUUUAUUCGUAAUUUAAGACUUUAAGUUGAUAUUCUAUACAAACAUAAUGUUAUGUGGUGGCAGUAGUUGGCUAGUUGGUCAAUUCUCAUUGAUGGUCAUCAAAAUUGCUCAAUUAUCCAUUUCAUCUUGUACAUUCGACAAUCACAGAUUUUUGUAGCAAACUUAUUAAAUACCUAGUAAGUAUUAAAACUCAAACUGUAAAUUUUCACUUUUGAUAUGUUGCUAAUGUUUAUAGAGUUCUGCCUUGUUUAACUUUUUGCCUAAGCGAUUUGCGAGCUGGGUUUCUACUUAUUUACUACUAGCUUCUGCGCGCGGCUUCACCCGCGUUCCCGUGGGAUAAAAUAUAGCCUGUGUGUUUUGGUCUGAAAUAACACAUGGCACACAAAUUUCAUCCCUAGUCGUUUUUAUGUAAUUGAGUAACAAAAAAAAUACACACAACCUUUCGCUUUUAUAAUAUAAAAUAAUAUUAGUAAGAAGUAAGAUAGGACAGUAUUUAAUAUCCGAAUCGAUACCAACUAACUACGUUUUUAUUGCUUUACUGAUAAACAACUUGACAUUGUUAAGUUUUGCACAACUGUGGCAAAUAAAAACCAGACGAAAAUAAUCUUCGCUUGCUACAAUUUGGUGUAAUUACGCAGUCGCCGUUGUCAUUGGCAGAUUGACUCAAAAAUGCAUCGGGUUUAGGACCGAGUGGCUGCACAUUAUGUAUGCAAAUUAUCUGCGGCUUAAGUUUAAUAACAUAUUUUUAAAAAGAGUCGUGCGGUUGAGGUCAGGUAGUCGAACCUGUUUCGUUUGUGUAAGCAUCGCGUGCUUGAUCCUAAAUAGCGUUUUUCCGGCGGUCGCUAGUGUUCCAUACAGCGGCAGCGUCUGUUUAUCUCACAAUUUUAUGACUUACACUGAAAUGUUUCGAUUCGACUCUCUUGUUUAUUUUACUUUCUUUGUCUGAUACGGGUAAUAUAAAAUGGUUUUACUACAUAUUUUCUUUGCCUUUUAACUUCUAGCAGAGAUUUAACAUGGCUACAAAAAGCUUGUAGAAUGUGUUAUGUAAGCACCUACAUAAGGGAUCGCGACUGUGGAUCGGUAUUCGAAUAUGUAAUGGUGCAUCACAUGCCGAAUGCCGUCCCCUUCCAUCCUAGGUACAUUGAUAGUAAUGCAAAUGCCAUAAUUUACUAAUUGACCCUCGUAAUUUUAACAAACGUUAACGCAUAGAAUUGAUUGCGAUUUCGUCAUUAGCCCACCGUAAACUUGAAUUCGAAUCGUACUUAACAAUCCAAUCCCAAUCAUGAUGAAUCAGUAAUGUAAUAACUAUUUUAUGAGUAUUUAGUACAUAGUUUGAAAACCUAUCUAUUUGAUGCGAGCUCAUCUUAUGUUUAUAAACAUUAUUUUUCUCGAAUAGUUUCUAUAGGGCGUUCACGUAACUUGUUUAGUCUACCACGCCGCCCACACACACACGGGGAUGAUAUUUCAACAGACGUAGACUACACUCAGACUCCCACCUAACUAUAACAACCUGAAAAUAAGCCAAAUAUGUCGGGACCUUAUGUCUUCACGCUUAAUACCAAAAUUAUCUCCGUUUAAAGCCUAACUUACAUUGUUUGAACAUGUGCUUGGGAAGUCUGUAAUAGAACGCUUUAUUAUUUCAAGGUGCAGCUAAUCUUUAGUUAUUUAGUUACUCGAAACUCGUUUGCAUGAUUUGUAAUAAGCACUUAAUACUAUCUUUUAUCAUUAAAAUAUCUUGUAGAUUCAAGAUUUCUAGAAUUUCAUGAUUUUUCGACACCGAAACUCUGGAAUGAUUACUAAACAAAGCGAGCAGAGUUCGCCUAGGCCGCUUACGCACGUUGGCCGCCCAAGCGGUACGUAUUGCCUGACGCGGUUGCCAUAGCGGUUGUGUCGCUGUCAACUUUUGCCAAACCGCUGUGCUUUGUCGUUUCAAUGAAGUUAACGGAGGCCCUAUCCUCCUCCCUUCUCCUAUAAAACAAGGGGGAAAAGUACACUUAACUCCUUUGUUUAACGGAUACUAACGGGUGUCCAUAGGCGGUGCCAAUUGCUUACCACCAAGUGAUCGGUGAAUUCUUGCCUACCUUCUCUCUUAAAAAAGACAAGUAUAAAACCUUCAGGCAGAAUUUGCAUCGACCUUCCAAACAAUAUGUCUACAUAGUUAAUAGUGAAUUUGAUAUAACAUUGUGUUUAUAGACACUUCAUUAAGACCCUUACAAGCUUCAAAGAGCACGUGAAGUUGUAUGUCUCGUGGCUUCCAUUCAAGCAAUCUUGCACUUUAUAACACUAAAAAUAAAGUGUCAAAUACAAAGUUAUUAGAGAAUGCCGCGCUUCACGUUCCCCGCAGUCUGCGCAGACCCGCUGAGGUAAAUCAGCGUUGUUUUGUACAUUUUUUCUCUUUCAAAGGACUUAUGACUACGUGUGGCUAUCACACGGAUCCUUUUGGGGUGUACCAACUUGACUGAACGUACACGUGUAACUUCAAAGAACAUUGUUAUACGUAUACUGACCUACCUAAGUACAUUUUAAGAGGCUACAAUUUUUACCGGGAUAUACGACUAGUCAAACGCAAUGAACGCAGUGACGUCACUCAAUUAAAAUGUUUGUUGUUCAUCAGUCAUCACACAUAAAGUGAGAUAACGUAAUCUAAUGUCCGCGUUCUAAUUGCCUGUUGAUAUGUUUUAAAUGAAAAGUUUCUUACAUUCAUUUUUCCCCAAACACGGCAUGUAAUAGUUUCGGGAAUAAUUUCCAUCCGAUCGAGUAAAUGCCAUUGGCUUUGGAUAUUAGUGGAAAGGGCAUAUUUUAAUAUUUUUGAUGAAGUGAGCGAACUAAGGCAGGUGCGUUAUUACAAAAAUAGUCAAAGGCUAUUGAUAUCUUAGUCAUGUAAUCAAGUCUACAUCUCUACUAUCUUGAGUGCUUUCCGCUGCAGAGAUUGCUUCUAUCCUCCUUCCUUUGAUACGGCUUCCCUUUGUGCAGCUCAAUCCUAGAGCCGUUCGAUCGCCUGCCCUGAAUAGAUUGUCUAUUACAGACCGUCUAUUGAUAUCUUGAUCACUAUGACACACCAUAUUGUACAAUAUACUCGAACGCGUGCUUAUUGUAGCUACACACCUAAUGUUCUCUGAAUAAUUAAACGUAAAUCGUAACCCAAACUUGUGAAAUGUAUUUAAAAUUUAUCUACUCGAAAAGUAAGUCACUCUGACGCUUAAUUGAGGUAGGUACUAUCUCGACUUAAGCGAAUUACGAACAAAAGGCAACAUUCUGUUUAAUACUUUAAGCUGUGUAAGUCACAAAAUGUGUGGCAACCACUCGUGUGCGCCGUAUCGCAUUCAAUCAACCCACUUAAUCUAUUUGUGUGAUAACAUACACAAUACGCCAACACGUCUGCUUCAGAUAUCCGUUUAUUAGAACAGACCGCGGUUGCAAGCUCGCGUUAACUGGACAGACAUUCCCGUACAGGUGGAACCCGCUCGCAAAUCGCUGUGCCAAUGUAGUUAUGUCGCUCUUGAUACGUAAAAUUUAUUGUAAUUGUGUAUCCGCUGAAUUUUCAUAAGUUCUGACACGACCAUAGUUUUAAUUGUACAAAUCUUGUGACUAUGACAAGUUUAUACAAAAUUUUAUUUUCCCAUAAAUGUAUGUAUAUUGUCUUCCAGGAUUAUGUUUGACAUAUUUACCGGUGUUUCAUGUAAUAUUAUAGUGUACCUAUUCUUUGUAUUGAAUUAUCGUUUUCUACUGUUAAACUAUUGUUUGCUAAAAGAUGAACUACUAUUAACCCUUAGUGAGUCGUCCUUUAGCUAAGAAUGUUUAUCUAUGACUUAAUAUCUAUAACUGAAUCAUGACGUCUGCUAAAGUUCAAAGAUGUACUGAAUAUUUUCUGAUCUGUGUGUAGGUUGAGUAAAAGAUCAAUAUUAUACAAAUUAAAUUAAUUCUUGUGAUUUUCAAAUGGAAUAUACAUAUAUACAGAUUAAAUGCCAUUUUAUACAGACACGAUUGAACGAAAUAUAUUUGAUUAAUUAUUAGAGUUAAACUUGAAAGAGAAACUAUAAGCAAUAAUAUGUGAACCCCGCGACCUCGUACUAAAUAUAAGUGGAGCAGCCACUAGUAGCGCGGCUCCUGGUGGCUCCUGGUGGCUCCUGGUGGCUCCUGGUGGCUCCUGGACAAUGUAUAGAGAUGUUUGUUUAAGCACAUGUCUGUGUUUUGGUACUUAAACAAAUUAGUGCCGUUGAGGUUAUCAGGACUCGCUCCAAGAUACUUACGUCUCUUGCCUUACAUCUGUUAUACACUCAAGAUUCCUUGCCAUUUUUACAUUGAUAUAGUAAUACGUUAUUAUUUCACUACAGGUUCUAUUGUAAUUCACUCCAUAGUGAAUUAACCCUGACGCUGUGUAAUGUGUGCACAAUUGUCAGGUCCACCAUUUUGUAUUCCCAUUUUACUGUGAUCUUCUGUAUUUAUCUGUUAGACGAAUAGGAUUGCCUUCAUGCCACGAUCACACCAAUUCAUAGUAGAUACUUAUAAAUUAUUAAGUACAUAAAUAUAUAGAAAUUUUAUAUCUUCUUACUUAUACAAAAUUGUUCAUGAAUUUUUAACAUUCAAGAUACAGUCUUGCCACUUGGUGCAGCUGAUGUAUAUUUUACCGACGAUUAUAAUGAAAGAUAAGCAAUAAGAAAUAUUUAUAUAAAUACAAAGCGAAUAUAAAAAUUCAUGAAUAUUAUUGCUCAGACUGUCACACGCCAUUCUCAUAGAACACCUAGUUUUUAUACACGAACCAUAGUUAUUGCCAAUAACAUAUACCUGACGGGAGAUAGAGAUGUUUAGCUGUAGCGGUGAUGUGUGACAACCUGGUCAAUGCACCAUAACACCAAACCCAUUCAAUAGAGUUAUAAUAAUCUAAUGAAAUUAACAUUUAUUUACUAAUACUUAAAAUCUAGCUAGUAUAAUGAAGAAUAUAGUAAGAGUUUUGAUACGUUGGACAAACAAUCUGAACAAGUCCAGUAUUUGAAAGAUAGUUUAACAAACUUUUAAAAUGGCAGUGUUUAUGCAAAUUGCGAAUAAAAUACUGGUCCUUUUACCUUUGGGCCAAUUUAUUCGUCGUUUGUGUUAUGGAAAAUGAACCUAAUUGUUUACAUUAUAAGAUGUAUAUUAUACCUGAUGAAACUGUAUUCGUUAAAGCAAUAAUAAGCCUCGAUUAGACAGUGAUGUCCGACAGGCCGACAGGUAACAACCUCCGUCUUGAAACGUGUUCUGUCACAAAUUUAUUUUGUUAUUGGUUUACGCAAACAUUCUGGAUUUUACAUGUUCGAACAAUUUUUUUUGUGAAACCAUUUUGCUAUUGAAGCAAUUAAAAAUACAGUACAUCGACAGCUUUCAACUUGAAAUUGUUUACUUAGUAAAGCCUGAUAAUACAAAAUGUGCCUCGUCUAUUUAAACACUCGUGCUCGAGGUUAAUGAUGUUUUCAAAGCGAGUCAUUUCAAUCCCAUUAAAUACAAACACAUCAUAACGCAACUCUGUGUACGUGUAUGCACUGUCGAUUUUAUUGGUUUUUUAAUUCAUCGAUUAGAAACAAGGACGUGUGAAAUCCAUCAAUGUAACCAAUGCGAAAACCAGUAACGACAUUUUCCAGUGUGAUACACUGCAGCCCAAAUACUCGGAUGCCAUUCAACUUUAACAUGUUCGUGGAAGUGUUCAAUCCUUACAACACAUUGAAUGAUAAAGACAGUAUGAAUCAUUAAUUCAAUGUAAAAUUGAGUAGCAUCAGUAUUCGGGGGUCACAUAAACAAAUAGUUAUUUAAUGCUAUGCAGAUCAAAUUAGGAAUAAUUUUUGUCAGAUACAAUCGGAAUAGGAACCGUAGUAACACCAAUCAUAGCCUAAUUAAUUAUAACAUAGAGUGAUGUUAGAUUUUAUUUAUAAGUAUUCUUUUUAUAUAGAUUAAGCGGGCGUGCGGUUAGGGCAGGUUUGUUCCCGCCUCGAGUAUAUUUUGAUCACCGCGCGCCCGUCUCGUAUACAGAGAUAGUAUAAAUUAGCGCAGUUUUAAAUCUUUACUAUGAAUCAGUAUAGGUGAAUGAAACAAUGAAGUGUAAGCUUGGCUAUAAUUUAUGUAAUAAACUAUUGAUAUUUA